UCGGUCGGUCGGUUGGACGGUCGGUCGGUGCCAACCUGCCGUAUUUGUCUGUGAAGCGUUCGCCGUUCGCGGGGCUUUUGUAGCUACGAAAUGCGGCACGUGUGUUUGUGCCCAUUGUUUCACUGCGUAAACUGUCAACCACUUAGCGAUUAGCUUGGUGCUUUGCAGUGACGUUUUUGUGUGUAUCGUUCCAACAAAUAACACAUAUUGAUCGAAGAAUUGUGUUUAUCAAGACUAACCAUGAGCGCCCAGUUGCUGUGCAGUUCGUAAACAACAGUUUAGUAGAUGGAAAUGAAAACUUGUAGUGAGAAAAACUUGUGAAGGUUUAUGUGAAAAAAGGGCUGUAAUAAUCUACCCAUAAAACUACUGUCAUGAAGUGCAGCAAAAAGUGCCCUGAGAGAAAAAGAAACCUCCAAAAGAAUUAAAAUAAAGUGUUAAAGUGCUAAUUACACUGGGUGAGAUGAAAAAAUGAACCCAACAAUGCUAGUGUAACAACCUAAAAACCGCACAAAAGGAAACAGGGAGUUACACUUAAAAAAAGGAGGAAAUAAAUUUACGCCAACAAACUGCAACAAACGGCGACCACCAUGACGGAUUUGAUCGAUUUGCGCAUGCAUCAGCACAUUGCGCACGAAAUCUACCGUCAGCAAAUGUUGCAACGGAUACCAGAUCCGUUCCCAACGAUGCUGCCGGUUCCGGUGCCACCGAUGCAUGCGAUGGCGCUGCCACCCCGUUACUCGCUGCCCGGCGUCGAGCUGAAGCUGCAGAACAAGGAGCUGUGGCGAGAGUUUCACAAGAUCGGCACCGAGAUGAUCAUCACCAAAAGUGGACGACGAAUGUUUCCCUCGAUGCGGCUGACGGUGGACGGACUGGAUGCGGACACAAAUUACUGCGUGCUGCUCGAAAUGAUGCCCAUUAGCGACUGUCGGUUCAAGUUCAGCGGCUCCCAGUGGGUGCCGGCGGGCGGGGCCGAACCCCAAAGCCCCCAGCGGUUCUGCCUCCAUCCGGACAGCCCGGCGCUCGGCACGCACUGGGCCUCCCAGCCGAUCGUCUUCAACAAGGUGAAGCUUACGAACAACACGCUCGACAACAAUGGUCACGUUGUACUAACCAGCAUGCACAAGUACCAGCCAAGAAUUCACAUCAUCCGCACGUCCGAUCCGUCCCAGAUUCCUUGGGCGGCCCAGCAAGCGUUCGUGUUCCCGGAAACGGAGUUCGUUGCCGUCACGGCCUACCAGAACGAUCGCAUCACGAAGCUGAAGAUCGAUAACAACCCGUUCGCCAAAGGGUUCCGUGAGACGGGCCAGUCGCGCUGCAAGCGAAAGAUGGGCUGCAACAACACCUCCUCCUCGUCCUCCUCCUCUUCGUCUUCGGGCACUGGUGGCGGUGGCGGUGGGGCAGGAGGCGACAGCGGAGGCGGUGGGCAGUUGACAGACGACGAGGAUCGCCACGACCUGCACGACCUGAUCAAGCGGCCAAGAUCAAACGGUUCGCCGGCGUCCGACUGUACCGUGCACGAGGGUGCCGGACCACCGAUGCAUCAUCCCCGGCUGCACCAUUCCGCCGGGCUGCGGCCGUUUCCCGCCUCUCCCGAGCUACUGAUGCGUCAGUACAAUCAGAUGUUUAACCCGAGCUGGAUGGAUCUGAUGCUGCCAUACUUUGCCCGCCACCACCAUCAACCGUACCCACCGCAUCCGCAUCCUCAUCAGGCGCACCAUCCGCAACAUCAUCACCACCAUCACCAUCCGCACCAUGCGCAACCUCCGGGACCUGGGUUUGGCGGACCGGUAGGACCGAUGGGUCCCGGGUCACUGCUGUCGCCCGCCGGUAGUCAAAUUCCGGCCCCGAUCAUAUCGCCCGCCCACUCCAACCCGGACUCGACCGAUCACGAUCGUUCGUCGGCGUUCAGCGUGCAGACACCGCAGACUAGCGGCAGUGAUUGUGACGCGAGCGAGCGUACCCAACGUCCGGACAGUCCGGAAGGGUCCCCGAAGCCAACGGUUCUGCGACCGGCCGCCAUCAGAGUCGCCGCUCAAGGAUCGAGCCCUACGGAAGCGGUAUCGCAUCAUCACCGGCUGGAUCCGGCCGGCGAUCCAACCGACCCGAAUGGAGAUCCAGAGCGGAAAAUCAACUUUAGCAUUGCCUCCAUUCUACUCCUAUAGUGGGGAAGGGGAGGUAGAGUACAACUCUCCAAGUGGAACCAAGUGCCUUACUAUAGCUGCGAGUUUCCUGCAAAAAUACUCGUGAUACUCGUUUAGGAUCUCGCAAACGACUCCUCGUGCAAAAAGUGUACUCGUAGUCCUCCCGCUGUGUUGGUAGACGUAUAAGAUAGCUAAAUAAAUUUGCUACAAAAUAGAGCAGAUGA
Messenger RNA from Anopheles arabiensis, 2365 nucleotides. Its product is annotated as T-box transcription factor TBX6-like. The transcript is spliced from 5 exons. Gene Ontology annotation, biological process: heart development; cell fate specification; regulation of transcription by RNA polymerase II. Gene Ontology annotation, cellular component: nucleus. Lineage: Eukaryota; Metazoa; Arthropoda; Insecta; Diptera; Culicidae. The coding region runs from base 588 to 2162 and encodes 524 amino acids. Gene Ontology annotation, molecular function: DNA-binding transcription factor activity, RNA polymerase II-specific; RNA polymerase II cis-regulatory region sequence-specific DNA binding. The record is from RefSeq and is a predicted model, not a curated record.